GCGAUCUUCCAGUAGGAAAUGCAGCUGAGGAGGACGGUGCAUUGCAAGGACUCCUGGCGCGAGCCGGCAUUGCAUUGCUGAAAGCUUUAUUGUUUCUGGAAGGCAGAACAGGGCAGCGCUAUCAGUUCCAGCUUGUUCAAGCUGAUGGCCUUUGCGUCCUCGCUGUGUAGAAUCGCCGUCAUUCCUGCCUCGCUCCUUCGCCCCUGUAUCUCCGCCACCGCUUCUCGGACUUUCAGCAUUGCUCCAUCGCAGCUACUCUCGUUGCCCUCCCUCGAGUCCCCUCUCCCCCAGCUCGGUGCGCUCAUUCACAGAAGAAGCUUCUUGUCAGGGGGCGCUCGCAUUGGUGCCAUCAAAAGUGCCACCUGGCAGCACGUAACUGGACAAGGAGCCUCUCGGAGCCAGACCACAAUGGCAUCUGCGGACAAGCCAAUCCAGCUUUACUCGCUUGCCACACCAAAUGGCCAGAAGAUUGGUAUCUUCCUGGAGGAGUCGGGCAUCCCAUAUGAGCCGCACUUGAUUGACAUUGGCAAGGGCGACCAGUUCUCGCCCGAGUUUGUCAAGAUCAACCCGAACUCCAAGAUCCCCGCGAUCGUCGACCCCAAUGGUCCUAAUGGAGAGGAGGUCCGCGUGUUUGAGAGCGGCGCAAUCAUGAUUUACCUUGCCGAGAAGUACAACAGCCCCCUCUACCCAAAGGACGACCCCGCCAAGAAGGCCGAAACGCUAGGCUGGCUCUUCUGGCAGGUUGGGGGCCUGGGCCCAAUGCUGGGUCAGGUGGGCCAUUUCUUCAGGUUUACCAAGGAGGACGUUCCGUACGCCAAGGAGCGGUACCUCACGGAGGCCAAGCGCCUGCUAACCGUCCUCGACAAGGCCCUCGAAGGCAAGGAGUACCUGGUCGGGGAUUACUCCAUCGCUGACAUCUGCUGCGUCACGUGGGUCAAAGGCCUGAGCUUUUAUGACAAGGCCGUCCUUGACAUCGACGAUUACCCGAACUCCAAGGCCUGGGUGGAGCGCAUUUUUGCCCGGCCCCAGGUGCAGAAGGGGGUCAAGGUGUGCGCGAAGCAGUAGAUGCCGAGUCAAGACGUUCGGACAGUAGCUGCUUGCAUCCACUUGGACUGGGUAAAUUGUGAAAUCUACGUUUUGGGUUGCUAAAAAGUGCAGAGUCAGGUAGGAGCCCUCCGUAGACUUGAGCGUUUUCCGGCGUGUUGGAGUAGAUUAAGUAGGCUCCACCCCGUGAUAAAAAGAGGCACUCCGAAACAUCGGGUUUUGGGCUGAGCCGCAGCAACUAAUGUGCAUCCUUUGAGCAUGGAGAAACUGUAUGUAUCAACCCGCAGUCUCCGUACAUACAUGCGUCUAAGUUGCGAAUUCAAGCAUCAGUGGACGUUUUAUGAAUUCAAAUCAACCUGAAGCCGCUACGGCAUGUGUGGCAAGCGUCAGGACACUCAUGGGCACUGAGAGCGCAGGAGGCUGACACAGUCAAUCGUGUAUUUUAUCUUGUCUUCUACAGCU
Molecule: messenger RNA, 1506 nt
Organism: Klebsormidium nitens
Lineage: Eukaryota; Viridiplantae; Streptophyta; Klebsormidiophyceae; Klebsormidiales; Klebsormidiaceae
Source: the annotation of a GenBank genome assembly